This is a messenger RNA of Aspergillus campestris IBT 28561, 859 nucleotides long. RefSeq names its product putative peptidyl prolyl cis-trans isomerase (CypC) (gene cyp1). Gene Ontology annotation, molecular function: peptidyl-prolyl cis-trans isomerase activity. Gene Ontology annotation, cellular component: catalytic step 2 spliceosome. The transcript has 3 exons. Bases 42 to 527 code for a protein of 161 amino acids. Gene Ontology annotation, biological process: protein peptidyl-prolyl isomerization. The record is from RefSeq and is a predicted model, not a curated record. Lineage: Eukaryota; Fungi; Ascomycota; Eurotiomycetes; Eurotiales; Aspergillaceae.
CGACUGCUCACAACUCCCAAUCCCCACACAAUUUAGUGACAAUGGCGACAGACGUGGCUUUCGAUACGAGCAUGGGCUCUUUCACAGUAGAGCUCUACAAUAGCCAUGCGCCCAAGACAUGCAAAAACUUCGCAACCCUCGCGCAGAGGGGCUACUAUAACGACAUCAUCUUCCACCGCAUUAUUCCCAACUUCAUGGUACAAACGGGCGAUCCUACCGGCACUGGCAGAGGCGGCAGUUCCAUCUACGGCGAGAAAUUUGAGGACGAAAUAAAGCAGGACCUUAAGCAUACGGGGGCUGGGAUCUUGAGCAUGGCCAACAGUGGACCGAACACCAACGGCAGUCAGUUCUUCGUCACCCUCGCUCCGACGCCGUGGCUGGACGGAAAGCACACAAUCUUCGGGCGCGUUAAGAGCGGGAUGCGGGUGAUCCAGCGCAUGGGGCUUGUGAAGACAAAUGGCGAAGACCGGCCAUUUGAUGAGGUCAAGAUCAUCCGUGCCCGGGUUGUAGAAGAGGGGGAAGAAUGAGAAGUGGUCUCUUGACUAGAGCCUAGAGUGCGACAGACAAGCUUAGGAGCUCAUCUUCGCAAUCUUCUAUCGGCUUGCAUCACUCUACUUCAAUAGGUAGAGUCCAUAUCCGAUGUCUACCGCGGCUUUGUGGAACAUUACUGGAUGAGUCUCGAUUGCCGCCUCGCCUCGUUUGAGACAAACAGCAGUCUGUCUUACACGAAAGCCUCGCACGCCGAGUCCAGAUUAUCGUCACGAUUACAAUGUGUACGCCCCUAGGGCGGAUGAUUAUGAUUAGGAAACCUACUUGGCGAACAAACCAAGUUAGAUUAAUGCAAUGAGUGUAUCACUAC